This is a messenger RNA of Ilex paraguariensis (yerba mate), 2902 nucleotides long. Lineage: Eukaryota; Viridiplantae; Streptophyta; Magnoliopsida; Aquifoliales; Aquifoliaceae. The record is from the annotation of a GenBank genome assembly.
AUGGACAUUCGUAGUAGUUGUAUUCCGAUUGUGGCGCUUCUUUUGAUUUUGCUUAUUCCCUUCGGCAAUUCACAAUCGUCGAACAUCCUUUGCGCUGACAAAGAGAGAAGAGCCCUUCUAAGCUUCAGAAGUGGCCUCAUUGAUUCAUUGGGCAGGCUCUCAUCUUGGUCGUCGGCGGCAGAAGAAGAUUGUUGCCGAUGGACAGGUGUCCGCUGUGAUAAUGUUACUGGUCGAGUUGUUGGACUUCACCUUCGCAAUCCACUAUAUCUCAAUGAUGACAUCAAAUCAUUUUUAAAAUCCCAAUUACAAGGUAAGAUUAGUCCUUCUUUGCUUGAAUUAGAGUUUCUGAGUCACUUAGACUUGAGUUAUAACAACUUCAUAGAUUCAGAUGGCGGUAUUCCAAGUUUUUUGGGUUCCAUGAAAAGUCUAACAUAUCUUGACCUCUCUUCCUCUGGAUUUCAUGGGAUGGUUCCUCAUCAACUAGGAAAUCUUUCAAGGCUGACUUACCUUGGUUUAGGAUAUAAUUAUGGACUUUUUGUGGAUAAUCUUAGUUGGAUGUCUGGCCUCUAUUCUUUGAAGUAUCUUAACAUGGGUGUAGUCAAAUUCGGCAAAGAAAUCAAUUGGCUUCAAGCGAUGAGUACGCUCUCUUCUCUUUCAGAACUACACUUGUUCGGUUGUGGACUCGAAAGCAUGUACCCAUCCCUUGGUAAUGUCAAUUUCACAUCUCUUACUAGCCUUGAUCUUUCUGGUAAUCAUUUCAAACAUGAAGUACCAAACUGGCUGGGUAAUCUCAGUUCAAGCCUCCUAUCUCUUGAUCUAAGCGAUAAUUCCUUACAAGGUGAAAUACCAAUUAUCUUGUCAAAUCUCCGCAGCUUAAGUCUUCUAGAUUUAAGAAUCAAUGGCUUUACCGGAAAAAUCCCAGAGUGGCUGGGACAAUUUAAAUACCUGGAAUAUCUUGCCCUUGAUCUGAACUCUUUUUAUGGUCUUAUUCCUGCUUCUUUGGGAAACUUAUCGUCCUUGGUGGUUUUAUCUCUUUCUGUCAAUAAAUUAUUAAGUGGCAAUCUUCCAAAGAAUUUGGGGCUUCUCUCAAAUUUGGGGACGUUAUUCAUUGGAGAUACUUCCUUAACAGGUGUCGUUUCAGAAGAGCAUUUUGCUAAGCUCUCUAAAUUGAAGAACUUAGAUAUGUCUGAGAGCAAUUUUUCCUUCAAUGUAAGCUCCAACUGGAUUCCUCCGUUUCAGCUUAAAUUUAUUCAAAUGAGUUCCUGUAAGAUGGGUCCAAAAUUUCCUGCAUGGCUGCAAACACAAACAUUUGUGGAGCUCCUUAGCAUUUCUAAUACACAAAUUUCAGACAUAGCUCCAAACUGGUUUUGGAACAUGGUUUCACGUGUUGAAUGGUUCGACCUCUCUAACAACCAGAUUCGUGGUGAUAUAUCUGUCGUUUUACUAAAUUCUACCAUUAUCAAUAUAAGCUCCAAUCACUUCAAGGGUGAACUACCACGUUUGUCAGCAAACGUUGAAGUGUUGAAUAUUGAAAGUAAUAAUUUUUCUGGAUAUAUUUCCUCUUUCUUGUGUUGCAAGGAGAACAGAAGAAAUAACUUGGAGGUAUUGGCCGCAUCAAAUAACCUCUUAUCAGGUGAAAUUUCUUCUUGUUGGGGAUACUGGCAAUCUUUGACACAUUUAAACCUGGGAAGCAAUAACCUGUCAGGUGGAAUUCCUAACUCAAUGGGAUCUUUAUCUAAUCUCCACUCAUUGCGCUUGCAAAAAAAUAGUUUCUCUGGACACAUACCCUCCUCAUUGCUUAACUGCACAUCUUUGGGGCUCAUUGAUUUUGGUGAAAACGAGUUUACAGGAAUCAUACCAAGCUGGAUGGGUGAAAUGGCAAAUCUGUUGGUUCUCCGUUUGAGAUCUAAUAGAUUUAAUGGCAAUAUUCCUACACAAAUCUGUCUACUUGCUUCUAUCCUAAUAAUAGACCUUGCAAAUAAUAGUCUAUCAGGUUUGGUACCAAAAUGUUUGAAUAAUUUAAGCAGGAUGGCUAUGGUAGACAAUUGGGAUGAUGGUGUUUAUUUUGAUGCUUUGGAAUAUUCCUACGACUAUGGAUCGUACAUGGAAAAUGUUUUGUUGGUUACAAAAGGGAGGGAAUCGGGAUACAAUAGCAUUCUUAAAUUUUUGAGGAGCAUAGACCUUUCAAGCAACAACUUAUUUGGAUCCAUUCCUACGGAGAUAUUUGAUCUUUCUGGAUUACGUUUCUUAAAUAUGUCUCAUAAUUGCUUCGUUGGAGAGAUAUCAGAGAAUAUUGGUGGCAUGACAACAAUGGAAUGUCUAGAUCUCUCACACAACAAUCUUUCUGGCAAAAUUCCGCAAAGCAUGUCUAAGUUGACUUCUCUUGAUUGCUUAAACUUAUCAUACAAUCACUUGUCAGGAAGAAUACCUUCAAGCACCCAACUUCAGAGCCUUAACGAAACUAGCUUUAUUGGAAAUGCUGGACUUUGUGGAGCGCCUCUCUCUAUAAAUUGCUCGAAAGACGACAAAUCUCAAGGCUCAACACCUGUUCACAAAAAUUGGGUUGAGUCUGAGAUGUUUUGGUUCUAUAUUGGCAUGGGUAUGGGAUUUACCAUGGGAGUUUGGGGAGUUUGUGUUGUUCUUUUUUUCAAAAGGAGUUGGAGGCAUGCAUAUUUCAAAUUCCUUGAUGAACUGAAGGACCAGAUCUAUGUGGCAGCACUGCUAAAGGUCAUAAGAAAGGUUAUGGAAAGGAGAUAUACUUUCGAACUGUCUUGAAUUUGGUUGUGUGUUUUGUUGGUGAUAUAUACAUAUGUUUACAAAAAUUGUUGUCUGUUUUGGAGGUAGUAAUGAUGUUAUGGAGUGGCUUUUGGCAUAUAAUUCUUGUACUCUUGGGUAAGUCUUA